This is a messenger RNA of Dromiciops gliroides (monito del monte), 3772 nucleotides long. It is a transcript of the gene CCDC85A, whose product is annotated as coiled-coil domain containing 85A. Bases 287 to 1897 code for a protein of 536 amino acids. NCBI's taxonomy places the organism in Eukaryota, Metazoa, Chordata, Mammalia, Microbiotheria, Microbiotheriidae. The record is from RefSeq and is a predicted model, not a curated record. The transcript is spliced from 6 exons.
GGAGCACGCGGGCUGUCGCCCCGGCUGGGGUGUGUGAAAGCGCGUGUCCAGGGAUGGAGAUGGAGAGAUAGGAUGGGCGCACAGCUCGACCCCCGCAGCCCAAGCCCAGCAACGCCCACGCGGCCCCGGUGACUUGCUGAAGCCCUGUGGCUGAAGCCGCGGAGUGGGGUGGGCUGGUGGGGGUGGUGGGCACGUUGUCCAGCGGCCCUCCUGCUUCCUGCACCUUGUCCUUGUGUCGCUUCUUCUCCACUUUCCAUCCGUCCCCACUUCCCAAGAGGGGAACGUCAUGUCCAAGGCUACUGGGGGCGCGGCGGCGGCGGCGGCAGGGGCGGAAAGUUGCUCCAGUCCAGCCGCCUCCGCCACGGUCGAGGACCUGUCCAAAGUGUCAGACGAGGAGCUGCUCCAGUGGAGCAAGGAAGAGCUGAUCCGCAGCCUCCGCCGCGCCGAGGCGGAGAAGGUGAGCGCGAUGCUGGACCACAGCAAUCUCAUCCGGGAGGUGAACCGCCGCCUCCAGCUGCACCUGGGCGAGAUCCGCGGCCUCAAGGACAUUAACCAGAAGCUUCAAGAAGACAACCAAGAGCUGAGAGAUCUUUGUUGUUUCCUGGAUGAUGACAGGCAGAAGGGAAAAAAGGUGUCACGUGAGUGGCAGAGACUGGGCAGAUACACGGCUGGGGUGAUGCACAAGGAAGUGGCCUUAUAUCUGCAGAAACUGAAGGAACUUGAAGUGAAGCAGGAGGAAGUUGUCAAGGAGAACAUGGAGCUCAAAGAGCUUUGCGUGAUGUUAGAUGAAGAGAAGGGAGGCUGUGCUGGCAGCCGGAGCUCCAUCGACAGUCAGAUCAGUCUGUGCCAGCUCACAGCCUCUAGUGCUCCUUAUGUCCGGGACGUGGGGGACGGCAGCAGCACCUCCAGUGCGGGGAGCACUGACAGCCCUGACCACCACAAACAUCAUGCCAGCGGCAGCCCCGAACACCUCCAGAAACCCAGGGCUGAAGGUAGUCCGGAACACUCAAAGCACCGGAGCGGGAGUCCAGAACAUCUCCCCAAACCAAGGGUUUCUGGGAGCCCAGAUCACCAGAAACAGCUCAAAGGACCCAGUCCAGAGCAUCACAAAACCAUAGUCAAAGGCAGCCCUGAGCAGCAGAAGCACACAGGCGGUAGCCCGGAGACCCUUCCCAAGCAUGUGAUCAGCAGUAGCCCUGAACAUUUCCAGAAGCACAGGCCUGGCGGGAGCCCCGAGCACCAAAAGCAUAGCAGUGGGAGCCCAGAGCACCUGCAGAAACACAUCUUGAGUGGGAGCAUGGAACACCUUCCAAGGGUGAGGGGGACCAGCCCUGAGCAUCUCAAACAGCAUUAUGGGGGAAGCCCAGAUCAUCACAAGCACAUGGGCGGCGGAGGCAGCAGGGAAGGCACGCUCCGGAGGCAGACCCCUGACGACAUGUCACCUCAUCACAGGAGUGUAUACAGUGGAAUGAAUGAAUCAACCUUGUCCUAUGUUAGGCAGCUGGAGGCAAGAGUAAGACAGCUGGAGGAGGAGAAUCGCAUGCUGCCCCAGGAAACCCAGAAUAGAAGGCAAUCUCCAACUAGAAACAACUCAAAUAUGGAAAAAAGCUGGGGGUCCAGAGCCCGGCAGGUCUGGCUGUGGUGGCAGGGGUGCGGAGGAAUAGGAAGAUGCCUGCCCACUUUCCCGGGUCCUUUUAGGUUGCCAUCAGGGGCUGAUGGGAAUAACAGUUCACCCACCUCUCCAGCUAGCUUCAGCGGACAUACCACACCUUCUCAGCAACCUGAACCAGUGGUACAUACUCUUAAGGUUGUGUGGCGGAAACUUGGAGAUGCUGCAGGUUCUUGUCCUGGAAUUAGGCAACAUCUGUCCGGGAACCAGUACAAAGGACCGAUGUGAGGAGCACUCCUGAAUACAAGAUUAGCACUGGUGGUGGGAAAGAAAAGAAGACAUGACUUUCACACACCUGGACUCAUGGGGGUUAACGAUAGUGUGGUUGUGUGCCACAUCUAUGUCUUCUUUGAAAACUUCAGUGCAGGUCCCCCAUCCUACUGGAAUUUCUCUUGCUUUACUAUAUUCAAGUGCAGUCACUGAAUCAUGACAUCACUAAUUUGUUAUCCUACACAUUCUUCAAGAUCUUAUGAUAAUUGGAGUUUUCAUGAAUUGAAGAGUUCUAGUGAUUUUGACUGAUGUGACAUAGUGGGAACUUCCUACCAUGUUAUGUAGAAGCUAAGAAACGGUGCCUUCCAGCUUCCAAAGUUUGGGAACUAGGCCGCUUGUCACUUCUACUUGAGUAUAUAAAAUGCUAGUUGCUGGUGCUUAAUUUGAAAGAAAUGGCUGGAUUUUCUCCCCCUGAAACAUUCAAUAUUUGUACUGAGGUGCUAAAAUUAUCUCACGAAUUUGCUUUCCUAACUAAUAGUGUAGCAAAAUCCCUGACAGAACUUGUCCCAAAACACAGUUUCUGACAACUGGGCAAUUAAAUGCUUCCCUCCCUCCUCCAUUUUGCUAACACAACAUGGAGGUGACCAGUCUCCAGGCCCACUCUCCCAUCAGCAUUAAUAUGGACAAUUUGCAACUUCAAUAAUCAUAAGCUUACUUUUAAGAGUUUCCAGCUGUGAGGAGACAUUAAUUUUGACAAUUUUGUUUCUAGAUAAGCUAUUAUAUUUAACAAACUCUAAGUAGACUUUAAAAGAUUGCACUGCAUUUUUGAACAAAAGCUUUCCUUGCCUACUGCAGCUUUCUUUAAAACAAUUGUUUGAUGAUACUCAACGCAUGUCUGAUUAUUUUGAAGCUAAAAACUCUUGUUCAGAUUGCUUGAAGGUUGACCAAGAGACAUGCUAGCUAUGCUUAGUUUAUUUCAUUUAUUAUUUGGGGGGAAGGGGGGAAAAUGUGUAUAACAUUAGACUGUGUGUAAUGGAAAUGCUAUGAUAGGUAUUUUGUGUUUAUCCAAAUGCAAUGAGUUUCUUGUAUGAAUAUGCAAGAGGCCUGUGACAGAAUGCUAUUGCUUAAGUUUUUACUGUAGCUUAGGAUAAAAGAGAUAGGAAUGCAACAAUUGCCAGUUUUCAGGUUUGUUCUCAAUUACUAAGGGUUUGCUUCACAGCAAAUAUUUUCUCUUUUUCGUGGGCUUGUUACAUGUUGUAUUAAUUGCCCAUUUGGUAGUAGAAUGUAAGAAACUGCUGUACAUUAAAAAAAAUUAUGGUACUGUGAUGUAGAACCAGCCUACUGUUGUCUCAAAAACCUUGUGAAUUAAUUUAACACAGACUUUUUCUCUCUAAUUAUCUUUAUUUGGUUAGAUUUUAAACAAAUCUUCCUCUUGAGGUGUUAUAUUUUAAAACUGUCAUUCUCUGCUAAAAAACAAACAUCCUGCUUGCUACAUUUACAUUUUCACAAAGUUUUCAUCUAUAAACUUAAAUUGUUGUAUUCCUAUACAAUAGAAAACAUUUAAAAACAAGUUUUUGUGCCUGCAGUAGACCCUGCAGUAGCUAUUCAAGGGACAAUAGUCUUUUGACAAAACACUUGUGUAAAUUUUAUACUGUAUUAAAACUAUUUUUUUAAAGUUCUGCAUAAAAUUGAGUAUCAAGUAUAUGUGUUCAUCUUAGCAAUGGUAAUAAAUUAUUUAAUCUCAUAGUGUUUUUUUUCUUUUCAAAAUAUGUUUUCCCAUAACGGGUACAUAUCUGUUAAAAGCCAUUAAACAUUAUGCAUCUUUCCAUGCCACAUAGAUGGAUGAUCCAUAAAUGUUUGAUGAUGAAGACAGCUAUAAUACUACAGAAGAAU